Juglans regia (Persian walnut) is the source of this 1317-nucleotide messenger RNA. Its product is annotated as amino acid permease 3-like. Gene Ontology annotation, cellular component: plasma membrane. Bases 1 to 1317 code for a protein of 438 amino acids. NCBI's taxonomy places the organism in Eukaryota, Viridiplantae, Streptophyta, Magnoliopsida, Fagales, Juglandaceae. The transcript has 6 exons. The record is from RefSeq and is a predicted model, not a curated record.
AUGGAGGUGGUGUCAGCUGGACCUGAAGGAUCCGAGGGUGAGGAAUCUGCUGGUGCGGCGCGUGUAGCAUUUGGAGCCGUUGAUGUGCGGCGGCGCGUGAUCUGUGACUGGGAAUGGGUUUCUUCCUUUAGCAUGGGCUAUGGCCCAACUGGGAUGGAUAAGUGGUCCUUUGGUCAUGCUCUUCUUCUUCGCUGUGACGGUGAAAUACAUGUCCUGAUGUACAGAAUAGUUCAUGGUCUGAACCUUUUUGGACUGACAAUAGGGGACAUAAUAGCAUCAUCCUUGAGCAUGAUGGCACUCAUGAAAUUUCAUUGCUUCGAUGUCAACCAUGGCAAAGAUGGAUGCCACAUGAAUAUAAAUUCCUUUAUGAUUGCUAUUGGCUUCCUUCAAGUAUUUCUCUCUCAAAUUCCUGCCUUUGAUCAGCUGUGGCAGCUCUUCUAUGUCGAACCCUUCCUGUCCUUCAUAUAUUCAACGUUUCUUAUUGCUCUUGGCAUCGCCAAAAUUUCAGAAACUGGGGAGUUUAGGGGUAGCUUGACUGGAAUAAGCAUCGGUACAGUGUCUCUAUUUGGAAAGGGAAAGAUAUCUAGGAUCUUCCUAGCAGUUGGAGAUAUAGCUUUUGCAUAUCGUGAUUACUCCGCCAACACCAUUUGUGAAGUUCAGGAAAAAGUUGAAUCCCCACCAUUGGGGUUGAAGAAAAUCAUGAAGAAGGCCAUUAUGAUUAGCUCUGCCUUCAUGACCUUUAUGUACAUGCUUUGUAGCUGUGUGAGUUAUGCUGCUUUUGGAGAUCACAGCACCCCUAGAGACCUCCUCGCUGAUUUGGGUUUCGGUUUCAAUAACCUAUAUAAUUGGCUGCUUGUCACAGCAAAUGUUGCCUUGGUCAUCCAGUGUGUUGGUGCAUACCAAGUUCAUUCUCGUGCACUCUCUGAUGUGAUUGAGGAUGCCGUGACAAAAAGAUUUCCUGCCCAGAUCACCAGAGAGAUCAUAAUCCCGAGUUUCCGCCCCUACAAACUCAACCUCUUCCGAUUGGUUUGGAGAACAAUCUUUGCGCUCACAACCACUCUCAUAGCAAUGCUUCUGCCGUUCUUCAACGACGUGGUUGGACUUAUUGGAGCUUUAGGGUUUUGGCCUCUCACAGUUUACUUCCCUGUGCAGAUGUAUAUAGAGAAAAACAAGAUACCAAAGUGGAGCACUAAAUGGAUUCUCCUUCAAAUCAUGAGCGUCUUGUGCCUCAUCGUCUCCAUAGCUGCAGCAGCGGGCUCCAUUGCUGGGUUUGUUCUUGAUCUGGAGACUUACAAGCCCUUCAAGACAAACGACUAG